AUGUGGUUACUUGGCUGCGCAUUUGCCGUGGCGGUGGUAGUCACAGCUGGCAGCUUCGACGGUUUCAAAGAGGUUGGGAUGUAUCAAAUGAUCUAUAUAAGAUGUGGAAAACCGCUCAUGCUCAAAAUAUACAACAGCCGAACAGUGAAUGCGCUGCUCAAUCUCCCGCACAUGCAUCUGAUAGAUGACGUGUUCAUCAGAAAUGGGAAAUUGACUGCCUUCGCGGUUAGUCUUAAGCUUCGCGUUUGGGAAAAAUACUUCAGUCAAAUUUCGUUAAAACUCAAAAACCUACUGAUACAGGACGCGCAGGUUUUGUGUGGUGAAAACUGA
This is a messenger RNA of Gongylonema pulchrum, 330 nucleotides long. The record is from the annotation of a GenBank genome assembly. Lineage: Eukaryota; Metazoa; Nematoda; Chromadorea; Rhabditida; Gongylonematidae.